AUGGGAGGAGGCAUGGGCUCGCAUGGGGGUGUGGGGGCAGGUCUAGGGGGUCUGGGAGGGGUGGGUGGAGCAGGGGGAGGUGGGCCUGGGGGAGGUGUAUCUGCAAUGGGUCCUGCAGGCAGCAGAGUGGCGGCAAUGGCUGCUCGGCUCAGAAGCAUGGGGGUUACAAACCUGGCUGGGUUGGGAAUGGUGGGAAGCGGUGCAGGUGUUGGAGCUGGAGGUGCUGCUGGUGUGGGGGGGGUGGGAGGAGCAGGGGUGAUGGGUGGUGGGGAUAUGAUGCCUGACGGGCUGGGAGGAGCAGCAGGGGGAAUGGUUCGGGCUGCUGGUAACUUUGCUGGUCUGGCUUCUGCUGCAGGCUUGGCCGGACCUUCGGGCGGAGGCGUGGGAGGAGGUUUGGGAGGGAUGAGAGGGGCGGCGUUGGCUGAGCGAUUGGCGAGCCUAGGAGCUAACAUUGCAGACCUGGGGAGGUUUGAGAAUGUGAUGGAUGGUGCUGCUGGUGGUGGUGUGGCGGGUUUGAUGGAUUCAAGUGCUUCUAUUCCUAACUCUGCACUCGUUGGUGGGGGUUUAGGGGCGGGUAUGGGUGAUUCUGGUGCUGGUGGUUUUAGAGGUGGAUUGGGGGCCGCAGCAGCAGGUAUGGUUGGCAGAAAUGUAGGCUUGGUGGGAGGCUUGGGGUCGCUUGACCGGCUUGCAGCGGCAGGUUUGGUUGGCGGAGGUGCGGGGGGUCCAGGUAUGGGAGCAGCAGGAGCAGGUGGUCCGGCUGCUGUGGCAGCAGGUGCACUGCAAGCAGGGCUGCAGAUGCAAGAGCAAGUGAAUAUGGGGCAUGAGGGGAUGAUGGGGGGUGGAGGGGGCGGAGGUGGGGGAGGAGGGUUCAGCAACCUUGGGAAUCUACAGUUUAACUGGAACAGAUGA
Molecule: messenger RNA, 909 nt
Organism: Closterium sp. Yama58-4
Lineage: Eukaryota; Viridiplantae; Streptophyta; Zygnematophyceae; Desmidiales; Closteriaceae
Source: the annotation of a GenBank genome assembly